AUGUGCUAUCAAAAUUAUUUACUGUCUAUUUUAUUUUGUUGUUAUUUCCAAACGGUAUGUGCAAUAGAGUCUCGCGUAUACGAUGGUCAAGAUUUAAGAUUUGAAGUUCAUAAAUACUUAGUAAAAAUCAAAGCAUAUCAUCGUUUGAACGCCGUAAGUCGCUGUAGUGGUUCCAUAAUAGACCAGUCAUGGAUAAUAACUGCAGCGCAUUGUUUCAAAACAGACGUGGAGAUUGUCGAUGUUUUUCGUCAAAAUCAUCACGGCUUGAGAUUAAUCGCUAAAGUGGCUCGAAAGAACAUAUACUCACAUCCCUCUUAUGUAGGGGACAGUGGCCCUAUCAAUUACAGAUCGGUAGAUAUUGCUCUUAUGAAGACAUCAUCACCAAUUAAGUUCAAUGCUUACGUACAACCAGUGAAAUUGACGGAAGAACCAUUUCGGAUCGGACAAUCAGCAAUCAUUGCUGGGUUUGGUAAAUCUGAAGAUCAUAUGGCAUACCCUCGAGAAGGAUCUAUCGUAUUGGUUUCUUGUCCACGCAAUGUACAAGGUGUAAUCUGCUCAAUUGAUACAGUGAGGGCAGGUUCUGGAGAUUCAGGAGGAUCUCUUACAUCGAAAGGUUAUCUCAUAGGUGUCACAUCAGCAAGCUGCAUUAAUGUUCAUAUACAUAAAAAAUGUAUCACCAUUUACGCGGAUGUUUUCUCAAAUCUGGAUUGGAUAACGGAGGUAAUACAUAAAUAG
Molecule: messenger RNA, 735 nt
Organism: Achroia grisella
Lineage: Eukaryota; Metazoa; Arthropoda; Insecta; Lepidoptera; Pyralidae
Product: thrombin-like enzyme kangshuanmei
Exons: 1
Coding region: 1-735 (244 amino acids)
Biological process (GO): proteolysis
Molecular function (GO): serine-type endopeptidase activity
Source: RefSeq, a predicted model, not a curated record